Xenia sp. Carnegie-2017 is the source of this 1174-nucleotide messenger RNA. Its product is annotated as CDK-activating kinase assembly factor MAT1-like. Gene Ontology annotation, biological process: positive regulation of cyclin-dependent protein serine/threonine kinase activity; regulation of transcription by RNA polymerase II; nucleotide-excision repair. The transcript has 8 exons. Bases 126 to 1037 code for a protein of 303 amino acids. The record is from RefSeq and is a predicted model, not a curated record. Lineage: Eukaryota; Metazoa; Cnidaria; Anthozoa; Malacalcyonacea; Xeniidae. Gene Ontology annotation, molecular function: cyclin-dependent protein serine/threonine kinase activator activity. Gene Ontology annotation, cellular component: transcription factor TFIIH holo complex.
GCCUACUUAAAGUAUAUCGCGUCAAAGCAAAAUGGCGGACGACCUUACAUGAUAAGCACUGAACAGUAAAUAAGCUAAGAGUUCGCUUCAUUGUUCAUAGCGACUACUGCGAUGAUUCAACUGUGAUGGAUUUAGACCAGCAGUGUCCAAAAUGCAAGACUAGUAAAUAUAGAAAUCCUAAAUUAAAGCUUUUGGUCAACGUUUGUGGCCAUAAACUUUGUCUGAACUGUGUUGAUGUACUUUUUACUCGGCCUUCAGCUGCAUGCCCUGAAUGCAGUACUCCAUUACGAAGAAGCGACUUUCGAGUACAGCAGUUUGAAGAUCUGAUCGUGGAAAAGGAAGUUGAUAUAAGAAAAAGAAUAGUAAAGAUUUUCAACAAAAGGGAAGAUGACUUUUCAAAGGAAGCUGAUCCUCUUCGUGUCUACAAUGAUUAUCUUGAGGAAGUUGAAACGAUUGUAUGGAAUCUAGCAAACAACAUCGAUGUUGAUGAAACAAAUCGAAAAAUUGAACAGUACAAGAAAGAAAACGAAAUCUUGAUCAAGAAGAAUUCAGUAAAACAUAGUCGCGAUGAAGAGUUAUUGAAAUCUCAAAUUGAAGCAGAGGACAAAGAGAGCGAGCAACGACGAUCGCAGUUUGAAAAUGCCAUGAAAGAUGAAAAAAUGUCGAAAAAGAAAGAAAAAGAAGCUUUGAUUGAUGACCUGAUAAGCUCCACAAAGUCGGUCGACGAAAUAAUAGCUAGUCACAAAAUUGAAAAGAAACCAUCACUGUUUUUCAAAGCGGCAGAGUCACAUGUAUUCAAACUUAACAAAGAAGAACAUGUUCCCUUGGUGAUAAAAGAAACAGCACCUUGUUAUACAUAUACCCCGUUGGUCGUUGAAAACUACGGACCCAUUCCUCCCAAAACUUCCAUUCUUAGGAACAAAGGAUAUUUAUCCAAUAUUCGUGCUGCCAAAGUUUUGGAACGUGCUGGCGGUUAUGGAGAAGAGAUUGCGUGCGAGAGAGCCCUUCAGGAAGCCUUCUCUUCGUUGUUUACUUAGUUAACAAAAAACAAUAUAUUAAUGCCAAAUAUUUCACUAAAAACCUUACGUUUUUUGCGUUGUUUUUUUUGGAGCGGAGAGAAUGGGAGGGAGUAAUGUGUGAAUAAAUCAGGAAUAAAUAGAAGUUACGUUUAUUA